AUGUACUCUAUUUGGAAUGUAAGGGGCCUGAAUGACCCUAGCAAAGUGGCCUCUGUAAAGAGGUUGCUUCAUUCCCAUUCAGUAGAUGUUGUUAGUCUUCUUGAAAUAAAAAUCAAAUUGAAAAAUGUUCUCACAUAUCAGAGGAAGUUUGGCUCUUCUUGGCUUUGGAUAUACAAUUAUGAUCAUUCUUCCAAAGGGAGGAUCUGGCUUGGUUGGAAUGCAAAUAGAGUAACUAUUAAUGUCUUGAAGAUUCAUGAACAGUUCAUUCAUUGUAGUGUCUCUUCUAAGGAUCUUUCUACUCAUAUUCAUCUCACUGUUGUCUAUGGGCUUCACUCCAUUCAUGAUAGGCUUCCUUUGUGGGAAGGAAUUAGAAGCAUCUCUAUUCAACAUUAUCCUUGGCUUUGUGCUGGUGACUAUAACUCUGUUCUUCAUACUUCAGAUAGGCUUCAUGGUAAUGAGGUCACUGAUUAUGAAACUAUAGAUUUCCAGAGUCUGGUUGAUGAUUUAGACCUCACUGAGGUUAAGAGCAAAGGAGCCUUCUACUCUUGGUCAAAUAAGGCUCACACUGGUCCUAGAACUCUAUCUAGGAUUGAUAGAGUCUUUGGUAACCAAGAUUGGCUGGCCUCUCGUGGGCAUGUUGAGACUGCUUGGGGUUCUGAUGGUUUUGUUUGGCAGAAACUUCAUUCUGUGAAGUCUAGUAUCAAGUCUCUUAAUAGCAAGCAGUUUGGCAACAUUGAGGAAAAGAUUGAUCAAGCUAAUGUUGAGCUUUCUGGAAUUCAGAACUUAAUGGCUCAGAAUCCUGAUGAUUUGGGCUUAUAUGCUAAAGAAUCUGAUGCUAUUAAGAAUAGACAAGCAAGGAAUAGAAUUGACUCCAUCUUUGACUCUAAUCAGGUGUUGCUCAAGGAUCCGGAUGCUAUUUCUCAUGAAAUCAUCUCAUUCUAUAGGUCUCUUUUAGGGACUCAGGCUCCUUGGCUUCCUGCUGUUGACCUUGUUACUAUGAGGAGGGGUAAGCAGCUUAGCUCUACUGCUCAGAGCUAUCUCAUUAGGCCUAUUUCUCAUGCUAAAAUUGAUGAUGCCCUUAAGGGAAUUGAUAACACUAAAGCUCCUGGGAUUGAUGGCAUUAACUCCUUUUUCUUUAAGAGAGCUUGGCAUAUUGUGAAGGAUGAUAUUUAUGCUAGUGUUAUAGAUAUCUUCACUAAAGGGACCUUGCCUAAGCAAUGGAAUUGCACAACUAUCACUCUUGUUCCUAAAAUCCCUAAUGCUUCUCAUGUUAAGGAUUUUAGACCUAUAGCUUGUUGCACUAUGGUUUUUAAUCUCAAAUCUAAGGUCAUAACUGCUAGACUUGCUGCUGUCAUUGGUGAGGUGAUUGAUGAUGCUCAAGCAGGAUUCAUUCCAGGCAAGCACAUUGGUGACAAUAUCCUUUUUGCAACUGAAUUGAUCAAAGGCUAUGAUCACAAAUUUAUCUCUCCUAGAUGCAUGGUUAAGGAGCUUGGUUUUCCUCAGAGAUUUGUUAGCUGGAUCUGGACUUUUCUUACUUUUGUCUCUUAUUCUAUUCUUAUUAAUGGUUUUCCUGCCCCUCCUUUUGAAGCUAAGAAAGGUUUAAGACAAGGUGACCCUAUAUGUGAAAAGUUAAACCUAACUCACAUAAUGUUUGCUGAUGAUCUAUUGAUGUUUUCUAGAGUUGAUAGUGUUUCUGUUAAGCUUCUCUUCCAAGCCUUCUUGAAAUUCUCGGGUGCUUCUGAGCUUUCUGUUAAUCUUGAUAAAAGUGAAGUCUACUUUGGAGGAGUUUCUGUUGAUGUUCAGACAGAGCUGAGAGUGACUGCUAGAAUCCAAGGGUGGAUGGCUAAACACUUGUCCUAUGCUGGGAGGCUUCAGUUGGUGAAGAGUGUGUUGUUUGCUGUCACCAAGUUACUUUGGGAUAUUGCUCACAAGGCUGAUAAUCUUUGGGUUAAGUGGGUCCAUAUCUAUUACUUCAAGCAUAAAGAUUGUUGGACCACCCCUACCCCUGCUAAAUGCUAUUGGUUCUUGAAGAAGAUUCUGAUUUGUAGAGAUGUUGUGAAUGAUCAAGGGGGAUGGGAUGGUUUCAUACAGGGCAACAAGAUGAAAAUCAAGAAGCUUUAUGCUGCUAUUAGGCCUCAAGUCCCUAAGGUUCCUUGGAAGAGAGUUAUUUAUCAUAACUUAGCAACUCUUAAAGGUGUUUUUAUCUUGUGGCUAGCUUUAUGGAAUAGGCUUGUCACUAAGGAUAGACAGGUUUGGAACAAGGUGUUGGGUAUCUUACAUGUUUCCAAGCCUGUUCAGCAGUUUAGUGAUGAGAUUGAUUGGCUGAAGAAAAUCUGUAGAAGUUCUAGAUUGAAAAACAAAGUGAUCCAUGUGGCCUUCACUGAAACAGUUUAUGGUAUUUGGAUUCAGAGGAAUGCAGUUUUGUUUACUGCAGCUGGCUGUACUGGGUGCUGUGCUGCUGCUGCUUGCUUCAACUGCUGUUGUUGUUUUCUGCUGCUAGCAGCUUGCCCUGCUGUACUGCUGCUGCUCUACUGUUGUUGUUGUUGCUUGCUGCUCUGCUUGAUGUCUGCUCUGCUGUUGUGCUGGCCAGCAGUUGGUUUUGCUGAGGGUUGCUGUUCUAAGCAGCAGCUUCUGUUGCUGGUGAUGUGGUGGCUGCUGGUGUUGGUGCUCUGCUUGCUGUCUUCUCUGCUACACUGUUGUGCUGCUGUUUACUGCUGCUCUGUUUGGUUGCUGUUUUUUUUUUUACUGAUUUUGCUGGUCUUAGGUGCUUUUGCUGGUUGCAAUUGUUGCAAGUCAGUGUUGCUAAUUUUGAAUUCUGGUGCUUUGUCUUGUGGCUUUCCCUGA
Molecule: messenger RNA, 2844 nt
Organism: Chenopodium quinoa (quinoa)
Lineage: Eukaryota; Viridiplantae; Streptophyta; Magnoliopsida; Caryophyllales; Amaranthaceae
Exons: 9
Coding region: 1-2844 (947 amino acids)
Molecular function (GO): catalytic activity
Source: RefSeq, a predicted model, not a curated record